GAGGAAGAGGAGGCAGAGGAGGCAGCCUCGGCGAGGAGGCGUGAGCCCGAUGCUGUCCUCGAAGCCUCCCCUUCCCCAGUGGGCUGCUCAAACUUUGUCCGGGCGCGUCUCCUUUCGGGUGGGCUCUGUCGGAAGAGGCUGAAGAAGCCGGAGGAUCGCGCUCCGUUUUGGAUUGGACGCACGCCUUUUUGGGGAGCAAGUUGGACGGGGGAGAGGGGAAGGGGGAGGGAGGGGGUCUGGCAGCCCCCUUCUGCCUCUCGGGGUGGCUUCCCCAAAAGGGACCAUGCUUCCUUGGGUCCGGGCGCAGCUUUGGGCUCUGCUGCUGCCGCUCCUGCUGCUCUGGCUGGUGGCCGCGGCGGCGGAGGUGAAGGCGCGCGGGUGCGGAGAGGUGCGCGAGGCGUACAAAGCCAAAGGAUUCAGCCUGGUCAAUAUCCCCUAUCAGGAAAUCGCAGGGGAACACUUGAGAAUUUGCCCUCAGGAAUAUACAUGCUGCACAUCAGAAAUGGAAGACAAACUAAGCCAGCAAAGCAAACUGGAAUUUGAGAACUUGGUAGAUGAGACAAGUCAUUUUGUGCGCACAACAUUUGUGUCCAGACAUAAGAAAUUUGAUGAAUUUUUCCGAGAACUCCUGGAGAACGCGGAGCGAUCCUUAAAUGAUAUGUUUGUACAGACGUAUGGCAUGCUCUACAUGCAGAAUUCAGAAGUGUUCCAGGACCUUUUCAUAGAACUGAAACGAUACUAUACAGGAGGCAACGUUAACUUGGAGGAAAUGUUGAAUGACUUCUGGGCUCGGUUAUUAGAGCGAAUGUUCCAACUCAUAAAUCCCCACUAUCAUUUCUCAGAGGACUACCUUGAGUGUGUCAGCAAAUAUACAGACCAACUUAAGCCUUUUGGAGAUGUACCACGGAAGCUGAAGGUACAAGUAACGAGAGCUUUCAUCGCCGCACGGACCUUUGUUCAAGGGCUGACCGUAGGCAGAGAAGUCGCUAACAGGGUAUCAAAGGUCAGCCCUACCCCAGGAUGCAUCCGUGCGCUAAUGAAGAUGCUGUACUGCCCUUACUGCCGGGGACUUCCCACUGUGAAACCUUGCAACAACUACUGCCUCAACGUAAUGAAGGGCUGCCUUGCCAACCAGGCUGAUUUGGAUACCGAGUGGAAUCUCUUCAUAGAUGCUAUGCUUUUGGUAGCAGACAGAUUAGAAGGACCAUUCAACAUUGAAUCAGUAAUGGAUCCCAUUGACGUCAAGAUUUCUGAAGCUAUCAUGAACAUGCAAGAAAACAGUGCACACGUCACAGCAAAGGUCUUUCAAGGGUGUGGACAGCCCAAACCAUCUCCAGGUUUGAGAUCCUCCCGCUCCAUUCCUGAUAACUUUAAUACUCGUUUUCGUCCCUAUCACCCUGAGGAAAGACCAACAACAGCUGCGGGUACAAGCUUGGAUAGGCUGAGGACUAUCUGGAGGACAAUGCAACAUGCUGUCAUUGAUAUUAAAGAAAAACUGAAGCUUUCAAAAAAGUUCUGGUCAGCAUUGCCGUACACCAUCUGCAAGGAGGAAAGAGUGACAGCCGGCCUGUCAAUGGAGGAGGACUGCUGGAAUGGGCAUACCAAAGCAAAAUAUCUACCAGAGAUCAUGAACGAUGGCCUCACCAACCAGAUCAACAAUCCCGAGGUGGAUGUGGACAUCACCAGGCCUGACACAUACAUACGGCAACAAAUUAUGGCCCUCAGAGUCAUGACUAACAAGCUCAAGAAUGCUUACAAUGGAAAUGAUGUGAACUUUCAAGACACAAGUGAAGAAAGCAGUGGCUCAGGAAGUGGUAGUGGAUGCACAGAUGACAUUUGUCCUACAGAGUUUGAAUUCAUCACCACAGAAGCACCCCUUGUUGACUCGGACAGAAGGGAGGUGUACGCUUCAGCGAGUCAUCCCAGCCAUUCAGGGUUCACGUGGCUCAUCGUCUGCCUGGUCCUCCUACUGCAAAGACAGUGCAGAUAAUCCUAGCUCCGAUCAGUGAUGACUGCCUUUUAGCUACUGAAAAUAGAAUUAUAACAACACAGCCAACAUUCUCCUUUUCUUAUGCUCUUGGACAUAGGACCAUGUCACAAAACUUAACAGUUUUCUACAAGAGAAGAGCAGUGCGGCAACCUGCUCCCCCUUGUGCUUGCCCAAAGAGUACCAGGUGUCAGAGUGGACGGUUUCCUCUUUGUUUCAGAUAGCCGUGAAGACAAUGUGCCCUCCUCAGAGACCUCUUUCUCACAUUUUUAUUACGGGAGACUUUUCGGAACUUAUUUUGCUUUUAUGCUGCAGGAAGAGAAGGUGGGGUGGGAAAGGGUUGGGGCACAAGGUGUUGUUUUCCAAGAAAAGGGGAAGAGAAACAAAAACCGUCAAUGUGUUUCACACGAAACCUACAGCCCAGCAACAGCAACAAAAGUCAACAUCUGAAGCUCAAAAGAUAGAUGGCAGCUCUUUUGGGGGAUAUUUCUAUAUUACACUUCAGGUUACACAAAUGAUGUUUACCACUGAUACAUCUCUGAGUUCUGUUUUGUUUGUUAUGUGUCACAACAAAAUGGUUCAGGGCCAGCCCUACUAUUAGGCUAGAUGAGGCAAAAGUCAUAGGCAGAAAAUUGAUGAAAGGGACAGCCAUGGCAGCCUCUCAACCACUCCUCCUGAGCUCCCAAGGCAUGACACAUAUUUGGAAAACAAAGCUGUGCCUCCUAAACUAGCCUGCUACCUUUGGUUGCAAUGGAAGACACUGUCCCUUCAUCACUUUUGAAGAAAGAAUUCACUGUCAGUCUCGUUUGCUUCAGUAUAUGGAACUGAGGGAGCACACAAUCUUGUUUUGUUUUUGUUUUUUGCCUUAGACAGCACAAAAAAGUCCCACAACCCUGUACAAGUAUACAAUUUGUCUUCUAUUGGCCAUAAACACAUAUUGCCAAUAGGUAUGGAAAGAACCCAGACAAUCUCUAGUAACAGAAUAGCUUCUCCCACUCCAAAAAUUCACAUUAUUUACCCCAGUUCAUAUCUGAACUUUCUUUGACUUCACUGGUUUACUAUUUACUCAUGAUAUGUAACUCACAAGGGAGUCCACCAGGUUACACACUAUCACCAUUUGUAAUAACAAGUUAACAAUUCCUUAAAAUGUUUUAACUCAAGGGUUUGAACAUGGGAGGAAAUCACUUUCAACCUAAUCUCUUUUCUUUAGCUGUAGGUUGUGCAGUGACUGUGUUCAUUACCAAACCAAAAUGACAGUUUUCAAAGGAACCAACGAUGGCCACAAUUGGAUCGAUAUGUUAGGUUCUGUAUAGAAAUGGCAUCCUUCGUAUCUAUUAGUUUCUGUAUCAGAAGGAAAUUCUAGUGCUAAAACAUUGACACAAAUAUCUAAGUACUGAUGUGCAAAAUUUCUUUCACUUUUUUAGUCUUAGUAUGACCAUCUAUUUUUAUAUAUAUGAAUAUAUAUAUCUAUAAAUCACAGAUUUAAAAUUCUUAAUUACAAGCUCAGGGUUGACACAUCUUUGUAAGGGAAAAAUGUUUUGUCAACCAGCUUUUCUUUUAGUUAAGCUGCAUUGGAAAAAUACAUCCUUUCAUAACUGGCAGCUGCUAGAAUCAAAGAAGAUAACUUUUUUGCAUUUUGAGUUGCCUGUUUCUUUUUGGAAUUUCUAAGGGGCACCCCACUUCAUGAGAUUGUUUUAUUCGUGCCUUUUGUGCAAACAAGUGGGUGCGACACAAACAUGGAAAUACAUGGAAUUGUGUUUCAUAGGAACAAAUUGUACUCUGAGAUGCUUUCUUCAAAAGUCAGGUCAAUUGCCUUUAUGGUUAUAAUACCCUCAGUGUACAUCUAGAUAGUAUGGCCAGAGAUCUCUGUCUUGGGUUGUGUUGUGUAACAUGAUACAUACAUAGCUAUCUAUAUAACAGAGUUACUAAGCCACAUGUGUUAAAUUCAAGGCCCACAGGCUGAAUCCAGCCUGCCACAUCAUUUUAUGUGACCCCCUGGGCUUUUCAGUACCAGAACAACAUAGUUACAUUCAUACAGUCUUACAAUUACAAACAGCAAUUUGAAGGCAACCAUAAGUUUGAUGUGGCCCUCAGUGAAAAUUAGUUUGACACUCCUGUACUAAGGGAUAUGUUCAGUGAAUUGACAUGUUGCAUAAUGGGGCACAAGCAAAAAUGUCCUGAUUUGCACUGGGCUCUACAAAUACACAUUAGAAAUUUG
Anolis sagrei ordinatus is the source of this 4205-nucleotide messenger RNA. It is a transcript of the gene GPC6, whose product is annotated as glypican 6. NCBI's taxonomy places the organism in Eukaryota, Metazoa, Chordata, Lepidosauria, Squamata, Anolidae. The record is from RefSeq and is a predicted model, not a curated record. Gene Ontology annotation, cellular component: synapse; plasma membrane; cell surface. Gene Ontology annotation, biological process: regulation of protein localization to membrane; regulation of signal transduction; cell migration.